AUGGCGCAGAACUCCGAACCGAUUCCAAAGAGGCCCAAGGGUAUCCUCAAAAACUCUAGUUCUCAGCAGCUCCUCCACGUUACGCACGACGCGCAUCAUACCCCAUCACCGCCACCCGAAGACACCAAAGAGCUCACCCUGCAAAACACCCUUGUGAAUGCCGGUCGCCGCCCAUCUGCCUCUUCGCGCCGCACUUCUCUCGCCAGCGCUCACGGACACCAUGACGAAAUUUCACCCCGCCUCAAGUGGGAUGAAGCCAACUUGUACCUCACGGAGCAAGAAAAGACGGCGAAGAUGAAGAUCGACGAGCCCAAAACCCCAUAUGCACCGCGCUAUGAUCCCGCCGAGGAUGAAGAAGAGAUGAGGCUUGCUGAGGCGCAGGAGAGCCUGAUCGAUGCGCAGGGUGUUGUUGUUGAUGAGCUUGAUAAGGAUAAGAAAGGUUCCUCGUCGGCUUCAUCCUCGCAGAAUAAGGUCUCUGAAGAUGAUAUCCCUGAGCUGGAGUUGGGAGAGCCCGAAGAGGAGGUUUCGCAGGACGCACAUCUUGGAGCUGGCGAUCGGAUCAUGCGUGCGCGCAGCUUGAGCAGUGAGUCUGGUCGCAGUGACAGGCAUGUUGUCGUUGGGGCGGAUACUAGCACCGAGUCAAACGGAGAUGAGCGUUUGUCGCCCGAGGAGGUGCGGGAGAAGCAUCGGCAGUUCGAGAAGCAGCGGAGGAAGCAUUAUGAGAUGCGGAAUAUCAAGGAGCUUUUAGCACACCACGAGGACCUGGACGAGAUGGACGAGGACGAGGAUGAAGGAGCGUCCAGAUCGGGUGUCCCACCUCCCAUGCCGCAGGUCCCGCAGCAAUAUGUGAACGGCGGCAACGCUUUGAGUUAUGAUGGCGACGAGAUGAGUGAUGAAUAG
Molecule: messenger RNA, 900 nt
Organism: Aspergillus mulundensis
Lineage: Eukaryota; Fungi; Ascomycota; Eurotiomycetes; Eurotiales; Aspergillaceae
Product: PP1-complex regulatory subunit GLC8
Exons: 4
Coding region: 1-900 (299 amino acids)
Biological process (GO): regulation of signal transduction
Molecular function (GO): protein phosphatase inhibitor activity
Source: RefSeq, a predicted model, not a curated record